AUGGCUAAAAAUACAUCAAGUUCUGCAUUCCGUAAAAUAGACAUCGAUCAAUAUAAUGAAGACAACUUCAAGGAAGAUGAAGCUGAAUCAUCGGGUCCCACAGGCCCCGACGAGGGAGAAAUCUCUCUUAAGCUAGUUCUAGGUAAUGCCCCCCUUGGAUCUUCAAGCCAACAAGUGAAGGAUAAUGCCCUAGCCAUUACACUAAAAGUAUUACUUGCAAUAAAGUCUGCACAAAUUGAGGAAGCUGUUGGAAACCUUUCCAGAGAUGACAUAGAUAUUCUAAUGAAAUAUAUCUAUAGAGGUUUUGAGUACCCAUCAGAAGGUUCCAGUGGACAUCUGCUACUGUGGCAUGAAAAAGCAUACAACAUUGGUGGCUCAGGUUCUAUUGUUAGAGUUCUUUCUGAUAGAAUGAGAGUU
Messenger RNA from Iphiclides podalirius (scarce swallowtail), 417 nucleotides. The record is from the annotation of a GenBank genome assembly. Lineage: Eukaryota; Metazoa; Arthropoda; Insecta; Lepidoptera; Papilionidae.